Dictyostelium purpureum is the source of this 1878-nucleotide messenger RNA. RefSeq lists its product as uncharacterized. Lineage: Eukaryota; Evosea; Eumycetozoa; Dictyosteliales; Dictyosteliaceae. Gene Ontology annotation, cellular component: endoplasmic reticulum; membrane. Bases 1 to 1878 code for a protein of 625 amino acids. The record is from RefSeq and is a predicted model, not a curated record. The transcript has a single exon. Gene Ontology annotation, molecular function: long-chain fatty acid-CoA ligase activity.
AUGGUAUUUGAAACUGAAAACUAUCAUUCUAAUAAAAUUAAUGCUAUUAAUAAGGUACCAAAAUUUGAUAUCUUAACAGAGUAUCUUAAUUUUGCAGUUAAAACUUCACCAAAUGCUUCAGCUUUAAAAACAAGAAGAAAUGGUGAAUUGGAAGAAUGGACAUAUAAAGAAUAUAAAGAAAAUAUUUACAGGGUCGCAAAGUCAUUGUUAAAAAUGCAAUUAACACAAUAUUCAUCAGUUAAUAUAAACAGCUAUAAUAAUCCUGAAUGGUUCUUUAUAUUUUUUGGAUGCAUUUUUUCAAAGUACUUACCCACUGGUAUUUAUUGCACAUCAUCACCCUCCCAAUGCCAAACAAGCUUUAAUGAAUCCAAUUCUGAAAUUGUUUUUGUUGAAGAUGAAGAUAGAUUAAAUAACUAUAUAGAAAUUAAAGACGACAUACCAAAAUGUAAAGCUAUAAUUUUAAUGGAAUCUUUGGGGGGUGAAAAAAAAAAUUAUUCAGAACUUCCUUUUAAAGUAUACCAUUGGUCCGAGUUUUUAGAAAUUGGAAAUGAUAUUAAUGAUACAGAAAUUGAUGAAAUUUCGGCUUCAAUUAAAAAUGAGGAUUUGGCUUCUUUUAUUUUCACCAGUGGGACCACAUCAAAACCCAAGUUAUGUAUGAUUUCACAUAAAAACUAUGUUUCUAUUGGUUAUUAUGGUAUUCAAUUAUUCGUUGGAAAUGCAGAUUAUGGGGAAUAUGUAUUUAUUUCAUAUUUACCUUUAAGUCAUAUUGCAGAUCAAAUAACAACACUUGUUAUUGCAUUAAUGUCACAAUCAUGUGUUAUCUUUGGUGAUAGAAAUGCAUUAAAAGGUACUCUUAUAAACACCUUAAAAGAAUUUAAACCAUCAGUUAUUUGUGGAGUACCUCGUAUUUUUGAAAAAAUACAAACUUCAAUUGAAAAUGAAAUUAAGAAAGCUUCUGGGUUAAAAAAAUUUAUUAUAAAUUGGGCAAUGAAUGUAGGUUUACAUUACAAAAAAUCCUCAUCUCAAUAUAAACUUGCUGAAAAAUUGGUUUUCAAAAAUAUAUAUGAAAAAAUUGGUUUUAAUAAUAUAAAAAUUGUUGCAACAGGUAGUGCCCCAUUAUCUAAAAAUACCAACAACUUUUUUAAAUCUAUUGGUAUCUCAAUAGGGAAUACAUAUGGUUUAUCCGAAACCACUGGAUGCUCAGUAAUUGAAUCACCAGAAUUUAGAUUAGGAAGUUGUGGAAAAGUAAAUAAUGGUGAAAUUAAAAUUGCAAAUGAUGGUGAAGUUUUAUUAAAAGGUGAUUUUAUAUUCAAAGGAUACUACAAUAACCAACAAGCAACUGAUGAAGUAAUUGAUUCUGAAGGGUGGUUACACACUGGUGAUGUAGGUACAUUGGAUAAAGAUGGUUAUCUUUUUAUUACAGAUAGAAAGAAAGAAAUUAUUAUAACAUCAGGUGGUGAAAAUAUUGCACCAACAAUGAUUGAAAAAAAAAUAGGAAGUAUACCUGGUGUUGAAUAUGCUGUUAUUUAUGGUGAUAAACAAAAGUUCCUUGUUGCUAUUAUAACACUAAAUUUAGAUAUUUUAAAAUCUAUGAAAUUACAAAACCUUAUAAAAUUUAAUGUACCCAACACAUUAACUGAAGCAUCCAAUGAUGAAAACAUACAAAACUACAUCAAGGAACAAAUGGAUCUAGUUAAUAAGGAUUUAGCAAGAGUACAAACAAUAAAAAGAUUUAAAAUACUACCAUGUGAAUUUGUUGAAAUAGGUCAAGAAUCCGAACUAACACCAACAAAAAAACUAAAAAGAAAAUAUAUUUAUCAAAAAUAUUUUGAAGUUUUUAAAUCAUUAUAUAAUGAUAUAUGGAUAAAUAAUAAUUAA